Molecule: messenger RNA, 426 nt
Organism: Pollicipes pollicipes
Lineage: Eukaryota; Metazoa; Arthropoda; Thecostraca; Pollicipedomorpha; Pollicipedidae
Product: tRNA pseudouridine synthase-like 1
Exons: 4
Coding region: 1-426 (141 amino acids)
Biological process (GO): tRNA pseudouridine synthesis
Molecular function (GO): RNA binding; pseudouridine synthase activity
Source: RefSeq, a predicted model, not a curated record
AUGCAAACCUGUGCUGUGGUGCCAGCCGUUCAGCGUGACCGGCUGCGGGAGUGCGCCGAGCUGCUGUCCGGCGAACACGACUUCCGCUCCUUCAUGGGCACCAGGAAAGGGCUGACGGAGGACCUGGUGACCCGCCGACACCUGGACAUCGAGCUCCGGCCUGGCGCCACCUGUGUCGACGCACCUCACCUCCAGUUCUGGGACAUCGUCUUCAGCAGCAAGGGCUUCCUCUAUCGUCAGGUGCGUCGCACGGUGGCCGUGCUGGUGGCCGUGGCGCAGGGCCGGCUCUCGCUGGAGGACGUGCAACACCUGCUCGACGUGCCCAGCAAGGACAGCUGGAACCCGCGCGCCGCCACUGCGCCGCCUCACGGCCUCUACCUGCAGCACGUGGUGUACGACCCGGCCGACCUGGCUGAGGGCGAAUAG